This is a messenger RNA of Sorex araneus (European shrew), 1515 nucleotides long. It is a transcript of the gene MMACHC, whose product is annotated as metabolism of cobalamin associated C. Lineage: Eukaryota; Metazoa; Chordata; Mammalia; Eulipotyphla; Soricidae. The coding region runs from base 350 to 1018 and encodes 222 amino acids. The transcript has 5 exons. Gene Ontology annotation, biological process: cobalamin metabolic process. The record is from RefSeq and is a predicted model, not a curated record. Gene Ontology annotation, molecular function: demethylase activity; cyanocobalamin reductase (cyanide-eliminating) (NADP+) activity; FAD binding. Gene Ontology annotation, cellular component: cytoplasm.
CUGCGUGCGGCACGCGUUAUGGAGCCGCUAGUCGCAGAGCUGCAGCAGAAGAUUGAGGACACGCUGUCCCCCUUUGGAUUCGAGGUUUACCCCUUUCAGUUCCACAAAUUGAAGUCCCCUACAUACACGACAUAUAUUCCACUGAACCACAUCCUCCUCUCUACCCUGUCAAAUUCAGAUGCGUCUGAGUGUGAUGCAUGUUAAUGCAUCACUAAAGCGUCAGUGAAGUCAUUGAUGGAAUGCUUGAGAUGGAAGCUAGGUGGCAUGGUACAAUGCAGUUCUGCCUCCAGCCUUCCAUCUGCCCCUGCCAUCAUCUACCCUGGCCUUCGUGGUCCUCAGCACACCUGCCAUGUUUGACCGGGCCCUCAAGCCCUUCCUACAGAGCUGUCACCUCCAACCUCUGACUGACCCUGUGGACCAGUGUGUGGCCUACCACCUCAGCCGGGUUAGAGAGAGCCUCCCAGAGACAGAGAUGGAAGUCAUCGCUGACUAUGAAGUACACCCCAACCGACGCCCCAAGAUCCUGGCCCAGACAGCAGCCCAUGUGGCAGGUGCUGCUUUCUACUACCAGCGUCAGGACGUAGAGGCUGAUCCUUGGGGAACCCAGCACAUAUCAGGUGUGUGCAUACACCCCCGAUUUGGGGGCUGGUUUGCCAUCCGGGGGGUAGUACUGCUCCCAGGAAUAGAAGUGCCGGAUCUGCCACCCACGAAACCUCCUGACUGUGUACCGGAGCGAGCAGACCGCAUCUCACUGCUGGAAGGUUUCAACUUCCACUGGCGUGAUUGGACUUACCGGGAUGUUGUGACACCUGAAGAGCGCUACUCUGAAGAGCAGAAAGCUUACUUCUCCACCCCACCUGCCCAACGCUUGACCUUGCUGGGUUUGGCCCAUCCCUCAAAGCCUUGCUCCGAGUCCCCCGAGAUUUCUGUUACCACACUUGAUCACAAACCUCAGAAUCCUAGAAGUCAGAGCUGGCUCAGCCCCAGGGUCUCGCCACCUCCACCUCCUGGCCCUUGACAGCCUCCCUCUUUGAGAUGCCUUAUUUAUGACAAUGGUACUUGCUAGGCCUUACUCCACUUUGGUGAGGCAAAAUGAUUAUUUUUGAUAAAAUAUAUUAGAGAUGUCCAAAGAAUAUUAGGAUCAGUUUAGGCAAUACAAUAAACUCAAAACUAUCGCAGAUCUAGAAUUCCCAUGUAGGCUAGAAUACUGGACUAUUUGUUACAUAAUAGCAUCUGUUUCCCCAGUAGCCUAAGAUGGCACCUGUUACCAGUCCCUUAGUGUUUCUCAACCACUUGAGUGUUGGCCUUUGAACCUUGGCCCACAGGCUUCCCUAACCACCCCUUCACAACCUGUCCUACCAAUUGGGCCCCUAUUUAUAAUUUUUUUCCCCACCUGUGGCCCCUUAAAACAUGCUGGAGUACUACCACCAAGAAAACCAAUGGUCCCUAGUUGUCAGAAUAACGGUACCUGUUAGGGUUAUAUUGUGGGGAAGGAAUAAAUGUGUAAAAACUUGU